ACAGGACGUGGCUGCUGCGUUGGCUCUAAUAGAAAGUUGGUAGAAAUCUGGUCUUUCUUUUUUUGAAGCAAAGGGUUCUCUCAAGAUGAGUACGAGUACUAAUGAUGGACUUGCAGUCAGUGAGAAGUGUUCGGCAAGUGACCAAGGAACUUCUUCCGAAAUGACGGAUCCAUCGGCAGGCAAGAUAAUCAACAACAACAACCCGGACCCCUAUGGCAUCAGAGUGUCAAAGAAGCAAGGUUCCACCAACGUGACGGAGCAAACCCAUCAUGUCUCCAGGGACAAGCGUGGGCAGGUCAUGGGCAUGCGCGGGGGCUUCCGUGGAUGUACUAUCUGGUUCACCGGUUUGUCUGGAGCCGGUAAGACGACUGUGUCCUUCGCCCUUGAGGAAUACCUGUGUCACCACGGCAUCCCGGCCUACGGUCUGGACGGAGACAACGUGAGAACCGGUCUCAACAAGAACCUGAGCUUCACCCCCGAGGACCGUGAAGAGAACAUUCGUCGUGUCGCCGAGGUCGCCAGGCUCUUCGCCGAUGGUGGUAUCGUCUGUCUGUCCUCAUUCAUCAGUCCCUACGCAAAGGACCGUGAUGUUGCACGACAAUUGCAUCAGAAGACUGGCCUUCCGUUCUACGAGAUCUUCGUCAACACUCCAUUGGAGAUCUGUGAGGAGCGUGACGUGAAGGGACUGUACAAGAAGGCUAGGGCUGGCCUUAUCAAGGGCUUCACUGGUAUCGACCAGGCCUAUGAGGCACCUGAGAACCCAGACCUGGUGCUUAUGUCUGGCAGGGACAGCGUCAAGGAUGUAGUCCAGCAGUUGGUCAAGUUCCUCAGGGCAGAGAACAUUCUUCCCGACUCUGUUGUGGAUAGCGUGAAGGAGCUGCUCGUCCCCGCAGAGGCAGUAGCAGAGGCCUUGAAGGAGGCAGAGAGCCUUCCAUCCCUCAACAUCAACAAGCUUGAUAUGCAGUGGACCCAGGUAUUAGCCGAGGGGUGGGCGUCGCCCAUGAUGGGCUUCAUGCGGGAGAGGGAGUUCCUACAAUGUCAGCAUUUCAACUGCCUUCUCGAUGGCGGUGCUAUAAACCAGUCCGUCCCGAUUGUUCUUCCCGUUGAAACCGAGGACAAGGAGCGUUUGGAGAAGUUGGAGGCGUUCACACUCAAGUACGAGGGUCGCUGUAUAGCCAUCCUGCGAACGCCAGAGUUCUACCUACACAGGAAGGAGGAGAGAUGCUGCCGUCAGUGGGGAACGUCCCAUCCUGAUCAUCCCUAUAUCAAGAUGGUGAUGGAGAGUGGUGAUUGGCUAGUUGGUGGCGACCUGGAGGUCUUGGAGCGUAUACGUUGGAACGACGGGCUGGACCAGUACCGCCUCACUCCCAACGAGCUCCGCACCCGCUUCCGAGAGAUCGGCUCCGACGCCGUCUUUGCAUUCCAGCUGCGUAACCCCGUCCACAACGGCCACGCCCUGCUCAUGAACGACACCAAGCGCAGGCUGAAGGAACGCGGCUACAAGAAGCCAUGUCUGCUUCUUCAUCCCCUGGGUGGUUGGACCAAAGCUGAUGAUGUGCCUCUCGAUGUGCGCAUGCGCCAGCACUCAGCUAUCCUAGAUGAAGGCAUUUUGGAUCCAAAUAGUACAGUAGUGGCCAUCUUCCCAUCACCCAUGAUGUAUGCAGGACCAACAGAGGUACAAUGGCACGCCAAAGCUCGUAUGGCCACAGGAGCAAACUUCUACAUCGUGGGUCGUGACCCCGCCGGUAUGCCACACCCAGACAAGUCAGGUGACCUCUACGAUCAUUCCCACGGCCGACGUGUCCUCACCAUGGCGCCCGGUCUCACUCAACUAGAAAUCAUCCCAUUCCGCGUCGCUGCCUACAACCUCAAGAAGAAAGCCAUGGACUUCUUCGAUCCGGAGAAGAAGGAGGACUUUGACUUCAUCUCGGGCACCCGCAUGCGCAAGCUGGCUCGCGAGGGACACACCCCUCCCGACGGCUUCAUGGCGCCCAAGGCAUGGGGGAUCCUCUCCGAUUACUACAUGUCUUUGUCCAAGAAGUAAAUGCACGAUGUGAACAACCCCCAACGAUCAAUGAUAAGAACGCAGCGAAGGAGGGAAUCAAGUGUCUUUGGCUCCAUCGUUUAGAAAUAAUUUCCUUCGCAUGACAGACUGCAGUGUGUUUCUAGAAUGUUUCAUCUAUUAUUUUCACCCUUUAAAGCCACACUGUCUUACUUAUAGCUACUGUGCCCUCUAUAUAGCAAACAAUGUCUAAUCGGUGACCAUUGGUCCCCUAUGAUCCUCUUUUUCUUAUAUUAAGUGAGAGCUGAUUUGAUGA
Messenger RNA from Strongylocentrotus purpuratus (purple sea urchin), 2318 nucleotides. RefSeq names its product bifunctional 3'-phosphoadenosine 5'-phosphosulfate synthase. The record is from RefSeq and is marked provisional. Gene Ontology annotation, biological process: sulfate assimilation; 3'-phosphoadenosine 5'-phosphosulfate biosynthetic process. NCBI's taxonomy places the organism in Eukaryota, Metazoa, Echinodermata, Echinoidea, Camarodonta, Strongylocentrotidae. Gene Ontology annotation, molecular function: ATP binding; adenylylsulfate kinase activity; sulfate adenylyltransferase (ATP) activity.